GGGUGCAUGCAGAAUUGAGAUGACCAAUGGAUGUAGACUUAAUUUCAUUUUCCUAUUAAUUACAUAUAAUUAGUUUUACUUAUUUCAUUUUAUUCACUUUAAAACAUAAUGUACUGCAUUUUGUCACCAUUCAGCUAAUUAGUUGCAUAACAGAGAGAAAUAGGAAGAUAAAAGAGGAGAGGUAGUAUGAUUAUAAACUAUUGUUUUUUUUUAUUUAUAAUUAUCUCAUUCAAUUUCCCAAUCUUUUUUCUACUGAACAAGUUUGGAUUAAAAAAAAGGGGCUGUUUGCCAAAUAACGAAAAAAAGUACUUUGCGCGGUUCGUGGGCUCGGGAUCAUAGGCCUGUUGUAUUAAAAUAAAAGAGAAAAUGGGUUUAAACCCGUGAACCGGCUCUUCCGCGUGAGCCCGUAUGAUACGGGUUCAUGACACGCGUCGACGAGGGAGAGGCUACGCGAGCUCGCGUGUUGAGUGAGAAAAAAAGGGUUUCGCGUUGGAUAUCUCAUUUUCCCUUCUCUCUUCGUUACCUAGGGUUUCUCCGUCUCUGAGGCGAUUCUCUGUGCGACUCGAUACCCGUCGAUUUUGUCGAUCAAAUCACCGUCGGAAUCACUCGUAGAAAGAUCUGAGAUGGAUCCCGUAACAGAGAUAAGAGAGACUAAGAGAAAAAAGGAGUACAUCAAUAUGCUCGCAAACGUGGUUGAUUCAGAAACAGGGAUUCCGACGAGGUGUCCCUGUGGUGGGAGAAUAAUUCACGAGGUUCGUGGGAAGGACGACUACGACACUCUUCCUGGGAAGAGGUUCUUCACCUGCAAGAACUACGAGGUAAUACACCGCUUGUUCUCCUUAUAUUUUUUGUCAUUUUGUUUCUUUGUUGAUACAAGUAUUAACCGAGAAUGUGAUUGUUUUUUUGGUUGUUACCAAGGCUGAUGGGUUGCAUUAUCGUCAGCCUUGGGUCAUUGGCGUGGAGGAGCAUAUCGAACGCCUCACUAGGCGUGUGGAGGAGGUGGAGGUGCUGAUCAAGUUUGUGCCGGAGGUGAAUUAUAAGAUUCAGAGACUCGAGGUAACAUGAGUUCUGGAAUUUUGCUUUUUAUUUAGUUAUAAUUUUCUAAAAUUUUUUAACACUUACUAACACUAUCUGAUUGUCAUUUCCUUGUACAGGGAGAGGUUCAAGCCCUCACUCGGGAGGUAGAUAGCCUCACUGGGCAGUUUUAUAACCUGUCUGUGCAGGUGGCGGACUUGGAGAAGCUCUGCUUCGACUGAGAGAAAAGGUAACGCUGAACCUCCUUAACCAGACUUGAAGUAGAACUGAAGUAGGUUGAGUAAUGAAUGUUUUAGGUUGCUGUAGUAGGUUAGAGUAGCAGUUGCGUAAUGAAUGUUUUAAUAUGGUUGUGUUGAGUAAUUAAUAAAUUUUAAUAACUGAUUUGAUGUUUAUUGAAUGGUCUCUGUGAAGUAGUAGUUGUGUAGUUAAGUGUAAUCAAUUUUAGGUGUUUAAUUCUUUGUACUUUAAACCAAAAAACUAGUUUAAAAACAUAGGAAAUCGACAUCUGAAAAACACAAACCAAAAACUUAAAACUGAAAACUUAAAACCAAAAUGGAUCCUUUUCCCUUAAACUCUCCCGGGUUUGUGAACCUUCUUACUUCUCAGAGCUGUCCUCCAAUAGAUUUAGGACGUUCUGAGGUUCCAAAAGCUCCGGAAAGGCGGAAGUGGAGCACGAAAGAAGACUUGGUGCUGAUCAGUGCUUGGUUGAACACCAGCAAGGAUCCAAUCAUUAGCAAUGAGCAGAAGGUGGCCCAUUUUUGGAAGCGCAUAGAGGAGUAUGUGAACGCAAGCCCUCUGCUCGUUGGCUCUCUCCCUAGGGAGUGGAGUCAAUGUAAGCAGAGGUGGGGAAGGGUAAACGAACAAGUCUGCAAGUUUGUGGGUUGUCAUGAAGCUGCUUUGAAACAGCAUGCGAGUGGUGAAAAUGAGAAUGAUAUCAUGAAGGUGGCCCAUGACAUCUUUUCUAAUGACUACAAUGCAAAGUUCUCCCUUGAACAUUGUUGGAGGGAGCUCCGUUUUGAUCAAAAAUGGAGAUCACACUCUUCCUCGCGUGAUGGUGCAAAGGAGAAAAGGAAGGAGCCAGGAGAGGAGGUAGCUGGCGAGGAAGAAGUCAGGCCUCCGAGUGUGAAGGCUAGCAAAGCAGCCAAACGGAAGAAGCACGUCAAUGAAGCCGCCUUUGAUCAGAUUGAGAGCAUUUUAGCGGAGAAAAAGAACAUCUCCCGCCAGAAACUCCUUGAUAGGUUACUAGCAAAGAAUUCAGAUACACUUUCUGAUCAAGAAAUGGCUCUAAAAAACAAACUCAUAUCUGAAAUGCUUUAACUUGGUGAGUGGAAUUAAUUUUAUGAGUUUAAUCUUCUUAAAACUUUUUUUAAUUAGUUAAUGAGUUUGUCUUUCUAGAAUUAGUUAAUGACUUUGCCUUGCUUUCUUUUGUCUUGCUUUGUAUAUGUUUUAAUAAAGUAAACUGAUAAAGUGUGUAUAUGCUUUUCAUUGCAGGUCACGGGUUCCUGGAGGAGGAUGUGUGUGGACGUGGAUGGUUGUAGGUCUCGCUUGCUUUAUGUAUGAUGGUAAUGUUGUUGCUUGUACUAGUAGGUUAUGUCACGGGAGAGUGUAGUAUUUUGUUAGUUUCUACACUCAGUUUAGGACCUUCGGAUAUUAUGGGUGUAUGUACCCUUCAGAUAUGUAUGAUAGUCACGGGUGUAUGUACCCAAGACUUGCCUUUUCUACUCACGGGUGGUAUUUACCCGAGCUACUUGCUUCAUGUCUCUCAAUAUAUAAAAACUAUGUCUUUAAGUUGUUUCAAGCAUAUAUUUACAUAGGAUUUUCAAAAAAAAAAUUCUUCGAUUUAUGUCAUAUUUGAACUGGCUCAACUCAAAACGAGAAAAAAAUAUGUUAAUUUAUAGUGUUUAUUAAUUUAUUGAGUAUUAAUUUAUAGAGUUUCUAAUGUAUAUGCAACAUAUGAAUUGAAUGCACAUCUAACUAUAGAAACGAACAAAAAUUAUGUAUAAUUUUAUACACAUGAUAAUUCAAUAUUCCAGCCAAUAAACUUGCAAUUAUCUAUCUAUCUAUCUAUAUAUAUAAAGAAGAGUUUUUUUUCACUCCUAGGCCAUCCACAUCAGAUUCCAUGUCACUAAGUCGGAGUCUAUGGUGGCGACACAUGUCACAGUCAAUCAAAAUUUAAUGUUUCAUUUAUUCUUGAGUUUAGUGGAAUUUUGU
Brassica napus (rape) is the source of this 3246-nucleotide messenger RNA. RefSeq names its product glutathione S-transferase T3-like. Lineage: Eukaryota; Viridiplantae; Streptophyta; Magnoliopsida; Brassicales; Brassicaceae. The transcript has 2 exons. The coding region runs from base 1588 to 2352 and encodes 254 amino acids. The record is from RefSeq and is a predicted model, not a curated record.